Molecule: messenger RNA, 2125 nt
Organism: Mizuhopecten yessoensis (Yesso scallop)
Lineage: Eukaryota; Metazoa; Mollusca; Bivalvia; Pectinida; Pectinidae
Exons: 1
Coding region: 1-1821 (606 amino acids)
Source: RefSeq, a predicted model, not a curated record
AUGGAAGGUAGUUUUCUUGAUGACUACGCCACAAUGGAUUUUAACUUACAAAAUAUUUCUGACCAGGUAUGCGUACAGCCUGACCUUCGACCUUUCCAUCCUUCUGUGGCUGGUUUCUUCUACCAGGUACCCGACCUGGUUUGUGACCCUAGAGAUAACUGGAUAGCUGUGGAGAACGGGACAUUUUGGAUUACGCCACAAGCUCGGAAAUUGUAUGGCAAAAUUAAAUGCCAGUUUGCUGCAGUGUAUCGCAAUGCGGGAGACGAUAACUUGACAGUGACUGGCAGGAGGGAGCCAAUGACAAAAGACAUCAUGAAAGCUCCUUCGGACUACUUCAAGAUAUCAUGUUUAUCUGAAAACAGAACCAGGUAUGUUAAUAUCCAUGCAACGAUUGCCUAUAAUGCCACCAAACAUGAGAGAAAAGUAACUAACUCUAAAUCGAUGGAACUAAAUGUUUUAAUGUUUGGAUUUGAUAGUGUAUCGAGGAUGACAUGGUUACGGAAAUUGCCUAAAAGUCGACAAUAUUUCAGAAAUAUUCUUGGAGGGAUUGAGUUGGAAGGCUACAACAUUGUCGGGGACGGUACACCCCAGGCCCUGCUCCCGUUACUGACGGGGAAGACAGAACUAGAGCUACCCGAGUCACGCCGAGGCCAUCCGAACGCAAAGGUAGUGGAUGGCCAUCCAUGGAUCUGGAAGGAUUUUGAAACUGCUGGAUACAUAACUCAAUGGGCGGAGGACAUGGCACACAUUGGAACUUUCAAUCUCCGUAUGAUGGGCUUUACACAACAGCCUGUACACCAUUAUAUGCGGCCAUUUUACUUGGUGGCUGAGAAAUUGUACGGCCAUAACAAACCGUACUGUCUGGGAUCUUUACCCCGGCACAAAGUCAUGCUGGAAUGGGUAAGAGACAGCUUUAUGCAAUAUGAACGUAAGCUUAAGUUCAUCUUUGGUUUUCAUUCCGAGUAUAGUCACGGGAAUCCUAACAAUUUACAAUGGGCUGAUGUCGACUUGCUAGCUUUACUUCAAUUUCUUAAUGACAAACAAUAUUUAAACAACACAAUUUUAAUUCUGAUGAGCGACCAUGGCUCAAGAUUCGCAGAUAUACGGGAAACAUUCCAGGGAAAACUGGAAGAGAGAUUGCCUUAUUUUGCCUUCCGAUUUCCAUCAUGGUUUAAAACAAAAUAUCCAGGUAUUCAUGAAAAUUUUCUGUCAAAUUCUAAAAAAUUGACUACUCCUUUCGAUAUACAUGAAACGUUUCAUGACAUUCUUGAUCUAGCACGAAUGGACGACAAAAUCGACUCCGGUCAACCUUCAAGAGGUAUAAGUUUAUUCAGACCAAUUUCAGCAGAUAGAACUUGUCAGGAAGCUGGCAUUGAACCACAUUGGUGCGCAUGUCUAAAAUGGACAGAAAUUCCUGUUGACAUUCCGCCAAUCAUAAUUGCUGUAACAAAAGUUAUAGAGUUUAUAAACAAGCUCACCAGUAAUUUCCGAAAUAUCUGCUGUGAACUUUGUCUCCUCAAAGUAAAAGAUGCCUACAAAUUUGGAAUAGACAAUAAUGUGCUAAAGUACAAAGGAAGCGCAGAUGAAGACGGUCGUUUGCCGCAAUUUGGAGAUUAUAAACAAAAUGUUAAUGAAAUAUAUCAGGUGACAUUCGUAACUAUUCCAGGUAAUGGAACAUUUGAAGCCAGCGUUAAUCGCACAGCUAACGGUACAUUCAUAGUUAACGGAGGACAAAUAAGCAGGAUAAAUAAAUAUGGUCACCAUGCGGAUUGUAUAGUGGAAUCGGCGCCACAUCUUAGACCUUACUGUUACUGUCAGUAAUGUUUCAACCUAACAAGUAUUGACAAUAAUGUACCGAUUUAACUCUUACUGUCAGUAAUGUACCAAACUAAUUGGUAUUGAUAAUAAUGAACCAACCUAAUUGGUAUUGACAAUAAUGUACCAACCUAAUUGGUAUUGACAAUAAUGUACCAACCUAAUUGGUAUUGACAAUAAUGUACCAACCAAAUUGGUAUUGACAAUAAUGUUAUUGUCAGUAAUAUACCAACCUAAUUGGUAUUGACAAUAAUGUACCACCCUAAUUGGUAUUGUCAAUACUGUACCAACCUAAUUGGUAUUUACAAUA